Vollenhovia emeryi is the source of this 2492-nucleotide messenger RNA. RefSeq names its product cirhin (gene l(3)72Dn). Bases 311 to 2377 code for a protein of 688 amino acids. The transcript is spliced from 4 exons. NCBI's taxonomy places the organism in Eukaryota, Metazoa, Arthropoda, Insecta, Hymenoptera, Formicidae. Gene Ontology annotation, molecular function: RNA binding; protein binding. Gene Ontology annotation, cellular component: small-subunit processome; 90S preribosome; t-UTP complex. The record is from RefSeq and is a predicted model, not a curated record. Gene Ontology annotation, biological process: maturation of SSU-rRNA from tricistronic rRNA transcript (SSU-rRNA, 5.8S rRNA, LSU-rRNA).
ACAGCACGGAACACAACCAAAACGUGCACAUCUGCGUUAUCCGCUUAGCCCAAACGUGGACACUGGCUACGUAGUUCGUGCUCACGUGUUUAAUGCCCAUAGCGGGCGCAUCGCGUUCGAGGAUCGCGUAAAACCGGGCUGACAGCUCUCAGGGCCUCUCUCUGCUCUAACUACCCAAUGGUGGAAUUGCCGUGAAGUUUGGCUCUGUCCACGUGCGCGCGAUAGUUAACGGUUAUGUUUUCUAUGAGCGCAUCGAGUGUAAUCAAUUACACGUGAGAUUAGAUUCAAUUGCAGGGACAAGUAUUCAAUCAUGGCGUCGUACCGUAUACAUAACAUAAGAUUUUACAAUCUGGAGCCGAAGUCGGUGACGUGCCUGUGUCACGAAUCGAAAACGGAGAAGUUGGCUCUCGCAAGGAACGACAACUCCAUCGAAAUCUGGAAUGUGAAGAACGCACCGUUUGUCGAGUGCACCAUAGCCGGUCACGCCGAGAACUCAGUGGAGAGCAUACUCUGGAUCGACUCCAGGCUGUUCACGACGGGUCUUCACGGCGCGGUAGUCGAGUACGAUUUGGAAACGCUGAGUGUCAAGCACGAAGUCAUGGCGAUAGGAGGAGCAGCCUGGUGCAUGGACGUGAACCGAGAGAAAACCCGCCUGGCUGUCGGCACCGAGGACGGAUACAUCAAUACCUUCACUGUGCAUAAAGAGAAACUGAUCUACGAGAGAAUAUUUGAUAAGCAGAAAGGGAGGAUUUUGUGUAUCAAGUGGGACAACACAGGCGAGAUGAUCUACACAGGCUCCACGGACACUGUCAGGGUAUGGAGCGCCAUAUCCGGGCACGCGAUACAUAAAAUGACAACUUCCAGAAGUAACAUGAAGGAGAGCACGAUAGUUUGGUGCCUCGCGGUCACCGACGACAAUACGAUAAUAUCCGGCGAUUCUCAAGGCUUCUUGUGCUUCUGGGACCCUCAGAUGGGAGUCUUGUUAGAGUCCCACGAGAGCCACACAGCGGAUAUAUUGUCUAUCACCUUGUCGCGCGACAUGAACGUGGUAUACUGCGCGGGCGUAGACCCAGUUGUGAGGACCUUCUGCAAAGUUAUCCUGAAAUCGAGUGGAAAGCCCCAAUGGGUGAAAGGGAUCGAGAGGCGGUUACAUACUCACGAUGUCAGAGCGCUCGUAGAAGCCAAUGGUAAGCUCUAUUCGGCUGGGGUAGACGGUUAUCUCGCAGUGUCGAGUUACCCGCCGAAAAAUCUUGUAAAAUAUCCACCGCUGUUGCAACCGCCCUGUGCCAUAAUCUGUCAAAAAUCUAGAUGCAUCCUGUUACGGUACAUAAACUAUCUGGAGCUGUGGAGACUUGGCUCGGUCACCAAAGAUCCGCCAGAAUUAAUACGCUCCUCCAUGCUGCAUCAAUUAGAUGAGGAACCUAUCAAGCUGUUGCAGUUACAAACCAAGGGUAACGAUAGCAUCAUCUCUUGCGCUAUUAACAAGGACUCCAAGACGAUCGUCUACUCGACAGACACCCACGUCAGAGUCUUCAAUUUCGAUGUGGUGGAGGGAGAUGCUCAGUUGUCGAGAAACGACACCGACUUAUCCAUGAAACGAAUACAAAAGAUGCUGUUCAGUCCAAACGGUAAAUUAUUCGCUGCCAUUAACAACGACGGCAGCAAGAAUACCGUGACGCUGUUCAAAGUGAGUAAGAAGAGCUUGAGUCUCAUCGGGUCGUUCCAGACGACGAGGGAGUCCAUUAAGAACGUUGGCCCCGUGUGUUUCUCUCCGGACAGCAAGUAUCUCGUAUGCGCGGACCAGCGACGCGGCGUCGCCGUGUAUUUUAUCGGCGACGGUGUAACGGCAGAGUCGCUCAAGGCCUGGCAGUUGCCCAAGUACAGUUGUCCGGUGACGGCGAUGGCCGUGCAGAAAAGUACGCUUAAUCUGGUCGCGGUGUAUUCCGAUCACAAGAUCGUCGAAUACAACAUUCUUACGAAGGCCUACACGGACUUCUCUGACAACCUGCAAAAUCGGAUAUCGAAGCAGUGGCUAGCGCGCCCGUUCCCGAUAACGAACGUCAUGUUCGAUCCGCGCAACGAAAAUGUCAUAAUAAUGCAGGACGACUCGAGCGUGUACAUUAUGAAUAAAAACGGCGAGAAUUUAUUGGACAGAGAAGCGAAGGUUCCUAAGCGCGAAAAUGGGGAAAGCGCGGAAGACAGCAAUUCACUUUCCAGCUCGCAGUCUCAACAUACGUUUCAAGUUGUCAAGAAGUACAAGCACCUCGCCUACUUAAAUUGGCUGAACAACGAGGAGCUGGUGGCGAUCGAGGUGAAUCCUACCUCGCUCUUGGAGAAAUUACCGCCUCCGCUAAAACAAAAAAUUUUCGGCAUGUAAAUAUUGUGCAUACGAGCAUCCUGUUAACGAUAAUCAAAUUUGUACUCUAUUUUUACAGUAAAUGCCGCUACUGCAGUUGGCUGCUUCGAAUGCGCCAUUUCGAUGUUAUCUUCGA